Molecule: messenger RNA, 1311 nt
Organism: Microthlaspi erraticum
Lineage: Eukaryota; Viridiplantae; Streptophyta; Magnoliopsida; Brassicales; Brassicaceae
Source: the annotation of a GenBank genome assembly
AUGGGUUCUUGGAUACUCAAGUUACUCCUACCGAUACUUGUGCUUGUGUUGUUGACUCAUCAUGGUGAUUCAAGCUCUAUCAUUAGACAUCUUCCUGGUUUUGAAGGCCCUCUUCCUUUUGAGCUUGAAACCGGGUACGUUGGUGUUGGUGAGGAGGAAAACCAUCAAAUGUUUUACUACUUCAUCAAAUCUGAGAGGAAUCCAGAAGAAGACCCUCUUCUUGUUUGGUUAACUGGAGGACCUCCCUGCUCUUCUUUCUCUGGCCUUGUUUUUGAGAAUGGGCCUAUUUCUUUCAAGGUUGAGGCCUACAAUGGAACUAUCCCCUCUUUGGUCUCUACUACGUAUUCAUGGACUAAGGUGGCGAAUAUAAUAUAUUUGGACCAGCCUGUUGGGGUUGGCUUCUCCUACUCAAGAAACCCACUUGCUGAAUUGCCAAGUGACACAGGAGAAGUUAAGCUGAUCCAUGAGUUUAUUCGUAAGUGGCUAGACAAGCAUCCUGAAUAUUUCUCAAAUCCUUUCUAUGUCUCCGGAAACUCUUAUUCCGGUAAGGUGAUUCCGGCCAUCGUUCAAGAAAUCUCUAAUGGAAACUAUAUAUGCUGCAAACCUCAGAUAAACCUUCAGGGCUAUGUGCUCGGAAACCCGGUAACAAACUUGGAUGUUGACAUAAAUGCUCGCGUUCCGUUUGCUCAUGGAAUGGCACUCAUCCCUGAUGAACUCUAUGAGUCAAUGAAGAAAACCUGUGGAGGAAAAUACUUUGAUGCGGAUCCUCUUAACACAGAAUGCUUGAAACUCGUUGAAGAAUUCAAGCAGUGUGUUUCUAGAAUAUAUGAUGAACUUAUUCUACAAUCAAACUGUGACCAAACAUCUCCUGAUUGCUAUUCGUAUCGGUAUACGCUAUCCGAAUACUGGGCUAAUAACGAGAGCGUACGCAGAGCACUUAAAGUGGUGAAGGGGACUAAAGCGAAAUGGGAACGGUGUAACUGGAAUGUGCAUAUUAAUCAAGACAUUAAAAGCAGCAUACCAUACCAUAUGAACAACAGCAUCAAAGGCUAUCGAUCUCUCAUACUCAGUGGUGAUCACGAUAUGACAAUCCCUUUCCUUGCGACUCAAGACUGGAUUAGGUCUUUAAACUUUUCUGUUACUGAGAAAUGGAGGCCAUGGAUGAUACACGAUCGAGUCGCUGGAUACACUAAGACUUAUGCAAAUAAAAUGACAUUUGCCACUGUCAAAGGAGGAGGGCAUACGUUAGAGUAUAAACCAGAGGAGAGCUCAAUCAUGUUCAAGAGUUGGAUAAGUGGCCAACCUCUUUAA